AUUUCAGCUGUCCUUUGCUUUUUGCUUUUAUGAUUCUGACUGCCUUCAUAUUUUUCAGCUCAAUUUAGAAUCAAUCAAAUUGUUAGCUAGUAAGACAGGUGCCUUCAUUCCUUUUAUUCUUUAUAAUUUAAGUCGUAGGAUUAUUCGGAAAAACCUUUCAAGCUUUUUAACUGUUUGUUCACAUCACUAUACCAACGAAGCCGAUGUUUGGAAGCGUCCAAAAUCAACAAACAGUUGAAUACUUUUUGUAACCAAAUCCUACAACUGAUUUCCAUCCAUUAUGGAUUGAAUAGGAAACAAAUCGUCUCUCCUCGUACGUUGAUUGAGAAUACAAAGAAAGUUAUUUUACUUUGAAAUUUGAGGUCGGAGCCACAUUACACAAAAACGAGCUGUAUUUGGUUUUUAUCUGUCAUUACAACAAUUUAGAAGUUUUUUUAAAGCUACUGAAAACUGCUUACUACAACUAACAAAACCAAGAGUAGUUUGCUAAUCAUCUCGCGAGAUGCGACUGCCGGCCGACAACGGUAACCAGUUUACUCUGGCGUACAAAAGUGGGGAAACACCUGCCCCCGUGGUGAACAAACAACCCCCACCCCAGCAGAGGAGCUACAAUGGGGCCCCUCCCCCUCUUAUGGGAUUGGGGGGAGCUGGAGGAUAUCAGCAGAUGCACCUGCGCAAAAUCGAAGAUCGGUUUAGACCCCUAAAGCACUUAGAAAGCAUGAUGAGUCCUCUUACUUACCGAAACAGUAGGAGUCAGUCGUUGUCGACCAUCAGUGCCGAUAAGUCGUUUGCUAAGCGAACUUAUUGCACCACUAACCUGGUCGAACAACGCAAUAUUGAAGCUAAGAGAGGUGGUGAGAAGAAGAACUCGCUCGGGGGAGCAGCUGGAGCUUCUGAGAGACGACUGAUUGGUCCAAAUGGAGAGGGGGACAGUCUAUCCCUCAGUUCGGGUCUCACUCCCAAGCCCAUGUCCCCACAAGCAAAAAACAAAAAAGGGUCCAAGACUCCCAAAGGGACAGCUGCCCUGGACAGAGACAAAACAUACUUUCCAUUUGGGAAACCAGGCAGUGGGGCGCCUAUCACAGACUCAAACACGGGCAAAGUGAAGACACUGCUGAACGGAAAGUUCCGACAGGACUAUUACUGUCUGGACAACAAAGACCAGCAGUCGAAUGUGAAGAGACGGCGGGAGCUUCUGGACGAGCAGAGGAGAGAUAUUAGUCAAGCAGAAUGGAAGCGGCGAGAGAUGGCGAGGGAGAUGCGGAAUGCACCUGGCAGCUCAGUGGACUUGGUGGAGAAGAUCAGGUCUUUCAAUGAGAGGUAUCCCCCCGCACCCACUUCGAGGGGGUCCUCCGACAUCACCAGGAAGCACUUUGACAUAAGAUACGCAGAUCCCCAGACUUCUAGACUGUACAGUGAGGAACUGGAUCGCCAGUUCCUCCAGAAACAGUUCGAGAGGUUCGAACGGGAAGUGAAAACUCACAGAGACGAGAGGGAGCAUGAGCACGCGAUGAAUUCGUACUUCUGGAAACCAGACGGUCACGGAGCUCCCUCCCCCUACCGACCAGCCGGCAACAGAAGAAUGAAUCUCGGGCAGUCACUUUACCCCAACCCAAACGGAUCCACAUACCAGAAAAUAUUUCACCCUAUAAGAAAGUCAAACUCAGAGACGAAUGUCUCGAAACCCCUCGCUUCUCCGAGAGAAAACAACUUGUUCUGGUGGAUGGACACGCCCCCAACUGUCGACUACAAGCUGACAGCUCCAUUUGCAACCUCCAGUGAAACUUUUUAGAGUCCAAAUUUUUAUCCGCAAACUGAAUUUGCUGAAAAUAGAGUUGCCAAAGUUGUAGAGUGUAGAUAUAAAUUUUCAAUUUAAAAUGUAACCUCAUUCAGAUUUCCCUUAUGUAGUGUUUAAACUUGCAGACU
This is a messenger RNA of Symsagittifera roscoffensis, 1926 nucleotides long. RefSeq lists its product as uncharacterized. NCBI's taxonomy places the organism in Eukaryota, Metazoa, Xenacoelomorpha, Acoela, Convolutidae. The record is from RefSeq and is a predicted model, not a curated record.